AUGGCUACAGGUGCCAGCGGGAUCCCCAGUGCCACGCCACAAAAGCGUACGGCAGCACAGGAUGAGGUGGACAGAUCAUGCCAGAAGGUGCAGUUCCAGCAGAUAUUUGCAUCGCGCAAGGGCUCCCACUACAUACAGAUCCAGACUAAGGAGACUACUGAGCAUACCGGCACGCCAGACCAGAACAGAGCCAGCCAGGCCAUUGAUGAGCUGGAGCGAUUUUACCAGGAACAGCAACGGCAGACCAGCAAUGUCAUCCAGGCCGGGGAGCACGAUGAAGCCAACCCAUGGCUGCGGCGGACCAGAUGGCCGGUGUACUUGACCAACAUCGCACCCAAUGAUCUGGUCAACUGCGUCCAGCGGCCCGACGAUGACACCACGUGCCCAGAUGAACUGGCCGCGAGGGCCAUCUGGGAGGCCAUGGGUCAGGUUGCCCGUACCAGCCAGCGAGUCAUCACACGGCUGGGCCACUUCGUCCGCAUCGAGGCCAUCCGCACAGAGCGACACCAGACCCGGCACACCCCGUUGCAGGCGUACAUGGACGAGGAGAGCAUCGCCGAGCACGUGAGGCCAUGGCAGCAGAUGUUGAUGUUUUUCGCCCGAACGCAGGUCGAGCAUGAAUGGACGAGCCCACAGUACCGGUUCACACCACGGCAGCGCAAGACAUGGAGGGUAUUAUGGCAGGUAGCCACCACAGAGGGAGCCGACCAGCGACACUCCAUCAGCCCAGACCCCAUGGAUGAGCAGAUGACUGAGGAAGAAGAAGAGGAGGAGGAGAAGGGACAGAGAGAUACCCAGCCAGAAGAAGAAGAUAAGUUCAAAUUAACCAAGAUGCAGAUGGGCAUGUUUGGAUUUUUGCAUUGA
Histoplasma mississippiense is the source of this 864-nucleotide messenger RNA. RefSeq lists its product with no specific name. NCBI's taxonomy places the organism in Eukaryota, Fungi, Ascomycota, Eurotiomycetes, Onygenales, Ajellomycetaceae. The coding region runs from base 1 to 864 and encodes 287 amino acids. The transcript has 2 exons. The record is from RefSeq and is a predicted model, not a curated record.